Molecule: messenger RNA, 615 nt
Organism: Colletotrichum scovillei
Lineage: Eukaryota; Fungi; Ascomycota; Sordariomycetes; Glomerellales; Glomerellaceae
Exons: 3
Coding region: 1-615 (204 amino acids)
Source: RefSeq, a predicted model, not a curated record
AUGAAGCUUAUCAACCUACUGAGCAUUCUCACUCUCGGAACGAUAUCAACGGUGACCGCCGCAGAGAGGAACCCGCUCUCGUACGCAUCCAAACCGGCGGGUACCUACGUGCCUUCAAAGACCCCUAACACGACAACCCUCCUAGACUUUAUCAAAUCUAGGAGCGACCUGACAACGCUCGCCGAGGCGUUCGACACCGUUCCCACCUGGGACUUUACAUUUUUCGCGCCCUCGAACGCUGCGUUUGAGAAACACACGGGACAGUACUUCAAUACCUUUUUGCCGACGCCAAAGGGCAAGUGGUGGCUCGGCAAUCUGGUGCAGCACCAUUACGUGCCGAAUUCGCAGCUGCUCACCAGCGUCUUCAACGAGACUGCGACCAGGAUCCAGACGGGGUCGUACUUGUACGUUGGCACGCAGGUCAAGGAUGGACAGGUGUGGUUGAAUGAUGUUGCGGCGGUGACGGAGGGAGAUUUGAGGGUUACCAAUGGCGUCGUUCAUAUCAUCGAUCGUGUUCUUGAUCCAUCGGCGCAACUCUUUGAAGCAGAUAAGCCCAAGGUGGGCCAGAAGUUCAUUGCUGGGAGCUGCUCUGACACGUCUCUGCCAUACUGUUAG